Polypterus senegalus (gray bichir) is the source of this 4342-nucleotide messenger RNA. It is a transcript of the gene maco1b, whose product is annotated as macoilin 1b. Gene Ontology annotation, cellular component: rough endoplasmic reticulum membrane. The record is from RefSeq and is a predicted model, not a curated record. Bases 255 to 2255 code for a protein of 666 amino acids. Gene Ontology annotation, biological process: neuronal signal transduction. The transcript is spliced from 11 exons. NCBI's taxonomy places the organism in Eukaryota, Metazoa, Chordata, Cladistia, Polypteriformes, Polypteridae.
ACGUAGAGAGACUGCGCUGAAAGGAAAGAGGGAGGGUCUACUAGAGAGUCGUUUUAUUUAUUUCUUUGUUACCAGUUAAAUAAUAAUAUUAAUUGCAGCGGUUCUUUGCUUUCCAUACAGAUGUAUUUCUUGCCAGCUGGGUAAAAUUAAAUACAGUUAUCAUCCGCGACAAAUACCUCCUCCCCAAAAACCACCAAACUGGAAAGGGUUACUGGUUGGGGGGGUUCUAGAGACCUGAAGCGAAGGGGAGGAAAAUGAAGCGGCGCAAUGCGGACUGCAGCAAACUCCGGCGGCCGUUAAAACGGAACCGAAUCACCGAGGGCAUCUAUGGCAGCACUUUCCUCUACCUUAAAUUUCUCGUUGUUUGGGCCUUGGUGCUGCUGGCAGACUUUGUUCUAGAAUUCAGGUUUGAAUACCUGUGGCCAUUCUGGUUGUUUAUCAGAAGUGUUUAUGAUUCCUUCAGAUACCAGGGACUGGCAUUUUCAGUGUUUUUUGUUUGUGUAGCAUUCACAUCAGACAUAAUUUGUCUACUGUUUAUACCAGUCCAGUGGUUAUUCUUUGCUGCUAGUACAUAUGUCUGGGUACAGUAUGUCUGGCACACAGAGCGGGGAGUUUGUUUACCUACAGUAUCUCUGUGGAUAUUGUUUGUUUAUAUAGAAGCUGCAAUCAGAUUUAAAGAUCUGAAAAAUUUUCAUGUCGACUUGUGUCGUCCUUUUGCUGCACACUGCAUUGGAUAUCCUGUUGUGACUCUGGGUUUUGGUUUCAAAAGUUAUGUCAGCUACAAAAUGCGGUUAAGAAAACAAAAGGAGGUACAGAAAGAGAAUGAGUUUUAUAUGCAGCUUCUUCAACAGGCAUUACCUCCAGAGCAGCAAAUGCUACAGAGACAGGAGCGAGAAGCAGAAGAAGCUGCAGUAGCCAAAGGGAUUUUAGAAGUGGAUUCAACAGCAGUUUCACAGCACAAUGGGGGAAUCCCUGCCAAUAAAAAAUUGGCAACAACAUUACCAGAACUAGAAUAUAGAGAAAAGGGAAAAGAAAAGGACAGAGAGGUUAAAAAACAAAACCUUGGAAUAAAUAAUAAUAUUUUACAGUCUGUAGACUCUAAAAUACAAGAAAUUGAGUAUAUGGAAAAUCAUAUCAACAGUAAGAGAUUAAACAAUGAUUUAGUAGGAAGUACAGAAAAUCUUCUAAAAGAGGAAAAUUGCACAGCCUCAUCAAAAAACUACAAGAAUGCCAGUGGUGUAGGCAACUCUUCACCACGCUGUCACAGCACUUCCAAUGGGAGCAUUCCCUCCUCUUCGUCCAGCAAAAUUGAUAAAAAACAAAAAUGCCCUAGCAAGAGUCCCAGUACUCAUAAGGAUUUAAUGGAAAAUUGUAUACCUAAUAACCAGCUCAGCAAGCCUGACAUUCUGGUGCGUUUGGAACAAGACAUAAAGAAGCUAAAGGCAGAUCUGCAGGCUAGCAGACAAGUGGAGCAAGAGCUACGCAGCCAGAUUAGUUUGCUGGGCACCACAGAACGCAGCAUCCGGUCAGAGCUGGGUCAGCUUCGACAAGAAAAUGAACUUCUACAGAACAAACUGCACAAUGCAGUACAGGCAAAACAGAAGGAUAAGCAGACCAUCAGCCAAUUAGAAAAAAAGUUGAAAGUAGAGCAAGAUGCUCGUGUUAUUGCAGAAAAACAGCUGGUGGAUGAAAAGAAGAGAAAGAAGGUAGAAGAAGCUACAGCAGCACGUGCUGUGGCUCUCGCUGCUGCAACAAGGGGGGAAUGCACUGAAACACUCAGGAGUCGCAUAAGAGAGUUGGAAACAGAGUGCAAAAAGUUAACAAUUGAUAUGAAGGUUAAAGAGGAACAGAUCCGGGAACUUGAAAUGAAAGUGCAGGAAUUAAGAAAAUAUAAGGAAAACGAGAAAGACACUGAGGUCUUGAUGUCUGCACUUUCAGCAAUGCAAGACAAAACUCAGCACUUAGAAAACAGCCUGAGUGCAGAGACCAGAAUCAAGCUAGACCUCUUCUCAGCACUAGGGGAUGCUAAAAGGCAACUUGAGAUUGCACAAGGGCAAAUAAUUCAAAAAGACCAGGAGAUCAAGGAGCUAAAGCAGAAGAUAGCAGAAGUAAUGGCAGUAAUGCCAAGCAUAACAUACACGGCUGACACAAGCAAUCUGAACCCUGUUGCUCCACACUACUCAUCCAAGUUCAUGGAUACUAGCCCCUCUGCACUGGAUCCCAAUGCAUCUGUUUACCAGCCCCUAAAGAAGUGAAUGCCCACCUGUUUGAAGGGUAUCUCGAGUGAUGGCUACAUGCAAGAGUAUUGUUUUUAUUUUUAUUUUUUUUUUCUUAUUUGUUUUGGGAGCUUAAUUUUGUUUUCUCUUUUCAACCCUGGGCAAGAAGACAUUGUUAUUGUGUGACUGUAUUUGUUGUAGUUUAAGGAAAAAAAAGACCGCUAGAGGUGCCCAAAAAAUAUUUUUUUUUUUUUAUUAAAUAACCUCACAGAACUUUGUACACAUUUUUCCUGGGUUUCUUGGUCAGUGCUUUGUCACUGCUUUUUAUGUUUGUUUUUUUUUUCAGUGCCCCAUUUUGCCUUCCCAUUGUUAUCUCUUUUUCCUUAUUAAGGAAAAAAUAUGAGUAUAUUGCAAAUUAUGCCUAAACUUUUCUUGGAUGUUUAUUGAUUGUGUCAAAGGUAAGCAAACAUGUUAAAGAAAAUGAUACCUGAAAAUCCAGUAUUAUUCUGAAGACAUAUUCUCUAAUUGGAUUUUAAAAAGAAUGUCAGUCAGUAAUCUUCAUCAGUUUACCUUUUUUUCUUUUAAUUACAUAGUUGGAGGAUGAUUGAAAUUCAAUUGCUACUGGAAAUAUGGUACCCUUUAGUGCAGGCUGUGUAUUCUUUCUUAAUAACAAGACGGUUAUCUAAGUAGAAUGGGAAAAAACAGUUUAUUGUAUUUAACAGUUUGUUUCAGCAUGAGACAUCCUGCUUUAAAGAUGUGUAAAGCGCGAGCAGUUUCAGCCCCUUCAAUAUUUAUUUUAAAUCAAUUGACCUAAAUGACGUUAGAAGCGCCCUCCUCUUUUUAGGGGGGAAAACAGUAUGAUUUUGCCAGAAUGGUUAAAAAAAAAAAAAAACAAAAACAACUAAAUGUGUUGUGCCAGUAUUGCAUAUCCUUAGCAGUGGUUAAGGGUCAUUGUUAGGGGGUUUCUGGUUGGAAAAAGAAUUCAUCAGAGCUGUUUGAAAUGUUACUCAAGAUUCAAAUAAAUCCCUUAUUGGACCAAAUAGGGUUAGAUUUAGAAAAUGAUGUGACAAAAAGUAAAUAUAGAAAGUGUUUUGAUGCUGAAUCUCCCUGUGAUGUUAGUACAGUUGUGUUGCUGGACGUCCUUUUUUCACAGUGCCUUGGAAAUGGACAUUUUGUUUUUCUUACAAUGAUACUUUUGUUCAGUAUCUCUCCCUCUGCUCCUCUUCUGCUUUUCAUACAGUGUGUUUUACAGAGUCUACUGCUAUUUAAACUCAAUCUUUAAUGGUGUUGCUUUCUACUGGCAAUUGAAAAUUAGUUUUCAAGUAUUUCUUCAUUCCUUAACAUGCUAAACAUGCAUCCUGUGGGGCAUGUUUUUGAAAAAUACAAAACUAGAUACAACUGGUAUAGCAAAAGUUAGAAGUGAAUGUUUUUCAGUCUGCCAAGUUACCAUUCAAUACUAUGUUUUGUCAGACUUUUGGCUUAAAGGUUGUAUUUUUUUUAACUGCCGAAUAUAGUUUAAGUCUGUGUGCCAAGAUAUUAACAAUGUUCUCUGAAUUAAAUGUAUUAAAAAGUACAUUGGCUAAAGAGGGAAAUAUAUGAAAUGUUUACUGUAUUUGUUGUGUUUAUUUAAAAGAAAGAUAAAAAAGCCAGUGAGCUUUUAUUUUAAUUACUUGCAGUAGACUCUGUAAAGGUGGUUGUAUUUUCAAUUUUUUUUUUUUUGAUUUGGAUGUUUUGCAUUCUUUAAAAUAGUAUUAAAACUCCCCAUCUAUUGUGUUAAGUUAUUCAGUGGGUGAGGAGGGCUAAUGAGAAAAAAAUCCCUGCAUUUAAUUCUGUUACCUUUUAAUGAUGAUUUUUAGCUUCAGCCAAAUGUGUGUUGAAUUUUGAAUCAUCCUGUGUAUUUGUCACCAUAUGAAAACAAGUAUUUUGAAAUAGUAGUGUCAUGGGUACUUGAGGCUUUGUGCGGAAGCUGGAAUAUUUAGUCACUGAUUUUGUGAUGAGGGUAAAUACUGUUUUUCUUUGUUUUCAGGUUUUCUUGCUGCCAUUUUGGCACUUUUCUUUAAAAAAAUCUUAGCUGCAUUCUUAUUCUGUGGGGUUUACAAGGAAUAAACAUUUUUUUCUUGCAAAUA